ACUUAUCUAUCACGCUUCUCGCACUGUUUCCUCUUUCGUCUCUUCUCUCUCUGAGAAGACACAGAGAUGAAAUGAAAGAGAAUGGUAGCACUUGUCCUCUCCUCAACCCAAAUUCCCACACCCUAGAAUAGUCGAAUCCACGUUCUUAUGCAAAUCCAUAAAUACCCCUCACUCUCUCUCUCUCUUUCUUAGAUCUUCGCAAAUGAAAUAAAACCCAAAAGUCGAAGAAAGAGAAACACACACACACAGAGCACAAACCCAAACGAAACCAUUUCUCUCUCAAUUUUCUCUCCGAUUCUCAGCUUCCAAUCAGAUUCCAUUCCCUCUUUUCUUCCUUCCUUCACGCCGAAGUUCCAAUCGCAGCUUACUGUACUAUAUGCUUCCUAGAAAGAGACCUUGCGAAGGAGUCGUUGUAGAAGAAGACACUGACAACAGAAAUUUUGCCAAGAAUAAUCGGAUCGCCGCCUCCUGUACAGCCGGUUCUACGUUGAACAAGAACAGCAACCGGAGCUUCAGUAGCAGUAACGACAACAACAACAGCAGCAGCAGCGGGAAUCCACUUGAAGGAGCGUCAAUCAUGGCUUUGGGUGAAUCCAACCCACCGGACAUCGAUGAGGAUUUGCACAGCCGUCAGCUUGCCGUGUAUGGUCGAGAGACCAUGCGGAGGCUCUUCGGGUCUAGCAUUCUUGUUUCGGGGAUGCAGGGUCUUGGUGUCGAGAUUGCAAAGAAUCUUAUUCUUGCUGGUGUCAAAUCUGUGACCUUGCAUGAUGAGGGGACUGUAGAGCUAUGGGAUCUGUCCAGUAAUUUUGUGUUUUCAGAGAAUGAUGUUGGCAAAAACAGGGCAGUGGCUUCUGUUAGUAAGUUGCAGGAGCUCAACAAUGCGGUUGUUGUACAAAGCUUGACAACUGCGUUGACAAAAGAGCAGAUUUCUAAUUUCCAAGCUGUUGUUUUCACUGAUAUCAGUCUUAAGAAAGCCAUUGAGUUCAAUGAUUACUGCCACAGUCAUCAGCCUCCUAUUGCUUUUAUUAAGGCUGAAGUUAGAGGCCUUUUUGGUUCUGUGUUCUGUGAUUUCGGGCCUGAGUUCACUGUUUCUGAUGUUGAUGGAAAUGAACCACAUACCGGCAUAAUUGCAUCCAUCAGCAAUGACAAUCCGGCUCUAGUAUCCUGUGUUGAUGAUGAGAGGCUUGAGUUUGAGGAUGGAGAUUUUGUUGUAUUCUCUGAAGUUCAUGGCAUGAAAGAAUUGAAUGAUGGGAAGCCAAGGAAGAUUAAAAAUGCUAGAGCGUAUUCUUUUACUCUUGAAGAAGACACCACAAAUUAUGGUAUCUAUGAGAAAGGUGGUAUUGUCACACAGGUCAAACAACCAAAGGUAUUGAAUUUUAAGCCACUCAGGGAAGCACUCAGUGAACCAGGUGAUUUUCUUCUGAGUGAUUUUUCUAAGUUUGAUCGUCCACCUCUCCUUCACUUAGCAUUCCAGGCUCUGGAUAAGUUCAUUUCUGAGUUAGGUCGCUUCCCUGUUGCUGGUCUGGAGGAUGAUGCACAGAAGCUUAUAUCUAUUGCUAGCAACCUUAAUGACAGCUUAGGUGAUGAGAAAUUAGAAGAUAUAAAUCCAAAACUUUUACGACACUUUUCUUUUGGUGCUAGGGCAGUACUGAACCCUAUGGCUGCCAUGUUUGGUGGAAUUGUUGGACAAGAGGUUGUCAAAGCAUGCUCUGGGAAGUUUCAUCCACUUUUUCAGUUUUUCUACUUUGACUCUGUGGAAUCACUUCCUCCAGAACCACUGGACCCUGAGGAUUUUAGACCAGUAAAUAGUCGUUAUGAUGCACAGGUUUCAGUGUUUGGACGGAAGUUACAGAAGAAGUUAGAGGAUUCUCAAGUGUUUGUUGUUGGAUCUGGGGCUUUGGGAUGUGAAUUUCUAAAAAAUCUUGCUCUCAUGGGAGUUUCUUGUGGGAGUCAGGGGAAGUUGACAAUUACUGAUGAUGAUAUUAUAGAGAAGAGUAACCUAAGCAGGCAGUUCCUCUUCCGUGAUUGGAAUAUUGGACAGGCUAAGUCCACAGUUGCUGCUUCAGCUGCUGCAUCUAUAAAUCCUGGCUUUAAUAUUGAAGCUCUGCAAAAUCGUGUUGGCACUGAAACUGAAAAUGUUUUUGAUGAUACCUUUUGGGAAAACUUAAGUGUUGUGAUAAAUGCGUUAGACAAUGUGAAUGCGAGACUAUAUGUUGAUCAGAGAUGUUUGUAUUUUCAAAAGCCUCUUCUUGAGUCUGGAACUCUUGGAGCCAAGUGCAAUACCCAGAUGGUCAUUCCCCACCUGACAGAAAACUAUGGUGCAUCAAGAGAUCCACCUGAGAAACAGGCACCAAUGUGUACAGUACACUCAUUUCCGCACAACAUUGACCACUGCCUGACAUGGGCACGAUCAGAGUUUGAGGGUUUGCUUGAGAAAACUCCGGCUGAAGUAAAUGCAUAUUUGUCUAACCCAAGUGAAUAUACUAAUGCAAUGAGGAAUGCUGGUGAUGCUCAAGCAAGGGAUAACUUGGAGCGCGUCCUUGAGUGCUUGGAUGGGGAAAAGUGUGAAACUUUUGAAGAUUGUAUUACUUGGGCUCGGCUAAAGUUUGAAGAUUAUUUUGCUAACCGGGUGAAGCAGUUGAUCUAUACUUUUCCUGAAGAUGCUGCAACCAGUACUGGAACCCCUUUCUGGUCUGCACCGAAAAGAUUCCCUCAUCCACUGCAGUUCUCAGCGUCUGAUCUUGGACAUCUACAUUUUGUGACGGCAGCUUCUAUUUUACGAGCAGAAACAUUUGGUAUCCCCAUCCCUGACUGGGGGAAGAACCCUAGGAAGAUGGCUGAAGCAGUUGAUAGGGUGAUAGUACCCGACUUUCAGCCUAAGAAAGAUGUAAAAAUAGUGACAGAUGAGAAAGCCACCAGUCUCUCAACAGCUUCUAUAGAUGAUGCUGCUGUUAUUAAUGAUCUUAUAAUCAAUUUGGAGAGGUGCCGGACCAAUCUGCCACCGAUGUUCAGGAUGAAACCAAUUCAGUUUGAGAAGGAUGAUGAUACAAACUACCAUAUGGAUGUGAUUGCUGGUCUUGCCAAUAUGAGGGCACGGAAUUACAGCAUUCCUGAGGUUGACAAGCUUAAAGCCAAGUUUAUUGCGGGAAGGAUCAUUCCUGCAAUUGCAACCACAACUGCCAUGGCCACUGGUCUUGUCUGCCUGGAGCUCUACAAAGUUUUGGAUGGGGCCCACAAACUUGAAGACUAUAGAAACACAUUUGCUAACUUAGCACUGCCUCUGUUUUCAAUGGCGGAGCCAGUUCCGCCGAAGGUUAUCAAGCAUCAAGAUUUGAGUUGGACAGUUUGGGACAGAUGGAUUGUUGGAGACAAUCCUACCCUCAGGGAACUUCUUGAGUGGCUGAAGGCAAAAGGCUUGAAUGCUUAUAGUAUUUCAUGUGGAAGUUGCUUGCUCUAUAAUAGCAUGUUCCCUAGGCAUAAAGAUCGAAUGGACAAAAAAGUAGUAGAUCUGGCAAGGGAAGUAGCCAAGAUGGACAUUCCUACGUACCGUCGUCACUUGGACGUUGUUGUGGCAUGUGAGGAUGAUGAUGAUAAUGAUAUUGACAUUCCUCAAGUAUCCAUUUAUUUCCGUUAGGUUUGUUGCUUUCAUCUUCUCAAGUGUUUGAAACUUGGGUAAAAAGACAGCAUGUUUGACCCUAAUCCUCCGAGUUCAUAAUGGGUAUACAAAGGCAACAUUAUUGACUAUGUCGCAUUUUAUAUGUGAAUUGAAAAGCAGCUUUAAUUCCUUGUAUGUUGUUAUCUUUACUUGCCUUA
Messenger RNA from Gastrolobium bilobum, 3813 nucleotides. RefSeq names its product ubiquitin-activating enzyme E1 1. Gene Ontology annotation, cellular component: nucleus; cytoplasm. Gene Ontology annotation, biological process: ubiquitin-dependent protein catabolic process; DNA damage response; protein ubiquitination. Bases 377 to 3634 code for a protein of 1085 amino acids. NCBI's taxonomy places the organism in Eukaryota, Viridiplantae, Streptophyta, Magnoliopsida, Fabales, Fabaceae. The transcript has 7 exons. The record is from RefSeq and is a predicted model, not a curated record. Gene Ontology annotation, molecular function: ubiquitin activating enzyme activity.